AUGAGUUACGGCAGGCCGCCGCCACGUAUAGAUGGCAUGGUGUCAUUAAAAGUAGACAAUUUAACAUAUCGCACGACACCGGAAGAUCUACGUAGAGUUUUCGAGAGGUGUGGCGAUGUUGGUGAUAUUUAUAUCCCAAGAGAUCGUUACACUCGUGAAAGUAGAGGAUUUGCCUUUGUAAGGUUCUUUGAUAGGCGGGAUGCUGAAGAAGCACUAGAUUCAUUAGACGGAAGAAUGUUAGAUGGCAGGGAGCUUCGUGUACAAAUGGCGCGGUAUGGACGCCCGUCGUCACCAUACAGAAGUCGUUACGAUCGUCGACGCAGUGUGUCCCGAUCGCCCGUUCCCGUUCUCGCUCACGCUCCCGUUCGGACUCGAAGAGCUCGCGAGGACGCUCACGCGGCCGCUCGCACACUCGCAGCCGUUCUCGCUCGCGCUCAAGGCACUGAGGUGUCAGAUUGGAUGAAUGUAUCAGCCGGGAGCUUAUUUUGCUGUGUCAAACUAUCCAAAGCAACCAGCCCCUGGCAAGGGCGUGGAGUAUGCGGGGAGUGCGAGCGGUUUGCGGGAAGGGGGGGUUUUGCUGAUUGC
Messenger RNA from Iphiclides podalirius (scarce swallowtail), 585 nucleotides. The record is from the annotation of a GenBank genome assembly. NCBI's taxonomy places the organism in Eukaryota, Metazoa, Arthropoda, Insecta, Lepidoptera, Papilionidae.